Messenger RNA from Brienomyrus brachyistius, 3373 nucleotides. Its product is annotated as angiopoietin-related protein 2-like. The coding region runs from base 522 to 2099 and encodes 525 amino acids. The transcript is spliced from 5 exons. The record is from RefSeq and is a predicted model, not a curated record. NCBI's taxonomy places the organism in Eukaryota, Metazoa, Chordata, Actinopteri, Osteoglossiformes, Mormyridae.
GGGUGAGGGAGGAAGGGUGGUUAAAAAACACUGAAGCUUCAGAGCAGUGAAGCAGACAUGAAAUCUCCUCGUCAGUGAUCCUCCUCCACGGGGUGACAGAACCCGCCUGGGACCGUCUCUCAGCUACCGGCCUUAAUUCCCCAGGUGUGAAACACCCCAUCGCAGCAGCUCAUCCGCACACAAAGACUCCUUUUUUAAACAUCAUGCAGGGAUCCUCGUUGAGCCACGCUGCAUAUGCACAGUGGAACCACUACUGAAGAGGACUUUCCGGAAGGUUCACAGCGUUCGAGGUUUUGGUCCAAAGCAGAACUGGCACAGAGAGCGCGACCUGGUGAAAAAGGACGUGUGGAACCAGGGCUGGGUUUGGUCCCCACAUCUGUGAUGACUUUCAUUGUGGACACACGGGCAUUUUCUGCUGUGCCAGGACAACCGGUGGUCUGAACGGAAAGCCGGUGUAGGUGACGUCUCCCCGCAGGCCACCAUCCACGGGAAUCACGGUACCGGGGCCCAUCCUGCCCACGAUGAAGCUGCUCACCACACUGCUGCUGUUCCAGCUCCUGGUCUCCAGACCCGGCUCCGGGGUGGAGGAGGCGCAGGAGUUCGAGGGCAGAGAGGGUGGCCCAGAGCACGACUUCCUGUACGGGCGGCCACAGCGCUCACGCCGUGGGCGAGCCACUGGUGACGGCCAACAGGAGGACAAGUGCUCAUACACCUUCAUCGUGCCGCAGAGGAAGGUGACGGGCGCCAUCUGUGUGAAUUCGCAAGAGCCAGAUUCACUGCUGGAGAACCGAGUCCACAAGCAGGAACUGGAGCUGCUCAACGGGGAGCUGCUGAAGCAGAAGCGGCAGAUCGAGACACUGCAGCUGAUGGUGGAGGUGGACGGCGGCCUGGUCAACGAGGUCAAGCUGCUGCGCAAGGAGAGCCGCAACAUGAACUCGCGCGUCACGCAGCUCUACAUGCAGCUGCUGCACGAGAUCAUCCGCAAGCGGGACAAUGCGCUGGAGCUCUCGCAGCUCGAAAGCCGCGUGCUAAACCACACAUCAGAGAUGCUGCAGCUUGUCAACCGCUACAAGGACCUGGAGCACAAGUACGAGCACCUAGCCAUGCUGGCCAGCAAUCAGACGGCCACCAUCAGUCGGCUGGAGGAGCAGUGCCUGAGGAUGCCCCUGGCCGCCCGGCCUGGCCACCAGCCUCGCCUCCCGCCACAGCCCCGCCUCCCGCCACAGCCCCGCCUACCGCCACAGCCCCAACCGCAGGCCCCGCCCCCACCCCAGCCUCCACCGAAAACCAGACCCUACCAGCCGCCCACCUACCCCCGCAUUACCAACCAGAUCACCAACGACAUCCAGAACGACCAGAACCUCAAAGCGCCAUCACCUCUUCCGACCACAUCGAAUGGGACAGGUGACCCCCCCGUCACAAUCAAGCCUUCAGGGCCCUGGAAGGACUGCCUGCGAGCGCUGGAAGACGGCCACGACACCAGCGGCAUAUACUUGGUGAAACCUGAGAAUGGCAACCGUCUGAUGCAGGUGUGGUGCGACCAACGGCACGACCCCGGCGGCUGGACCGUCAUCCAGAGGCGGCAGGACGGCUCGGUGAACUUCUUCGGGAACUGGGAGGUGUACAAGCAAGGAUUUGGCAACAUUGACGGAGAGUACUGGCUGGGCUUGGAGAACAUCUACUGGCUGACCAACCAAGGCAACUACAAGCUGCUGGUGAUGAUGGAGGACUGGUCGAGCCGGAGGGUGUUCGCCGAGUACGCCAGCUUCCGCCUGGAGCCCGAGGCCGACUUUUACAGGCUGCGUGUGGGCCGUUACCACGGCAAUGCGGGCGACUCCCUGACCUGGCACAACGGCAAGCAGUUCACCACGCUAGACAGGGACCAUGACGUAUACACAGGCAACUGUGCCCAUUACCAGAAGGGAGGGUGGUGGUACAACGCUUGUGCACACGCCAACCUGAACGGCGUGUGGUACCGGGGAGGACACUAUCGCAGUCACUAUCAGGACGGCGUCUACUGGGCCGAGUUCCGAGGCGCGGCCUAUUCGCUGAAGAAGGUGGUGAUGAUGGUCCGGCCAAACCCCAACACCUUCCACUAACGGGAUGCGACCAGAACCAGAAAGCGGCGACCCCACCACGACCCGGACCCGAGAACUGUCCUGGGAUAGGCCGGCUCACUCCGCGUGUCGGCUAUCCUCCCACCCUUCCUUAGGCUUUCGUGUGUGUGUGUGUGUUUUGUCUUUCGGCGUAUGAGGACCAUGCAGUGACAAUGACUGAAAUUACUCGCACAGGGGUAACAAAAGCAGCGCGGACUGUGGGUGGAGACCUGGAAGGGAGUAAGAUAGAACAAGAAUAGCGUGCUGACAUGGAGACGCAGCCUGAACAGAGACCAUCCCCCUGACAAGAGCGUCAAGCCAAAAGUCAGCUGUGUUCUCCUAUCACUGUGGGGAUUAGCAAGAGACAAAGAGCAGAGACUCCAUCCAGAGCUGAAGAGCAGAGGUUUGACUGGAAUUACUGAACAUUUAUUCAAUAUACAAUAAAUAACCCCCCCCCCCAUUUCAUUCCUAAGACUUGAAAACAAGUGGACCGGAACAGGCAUCCACUGUAUUUGUAGAAACCUUCAAGGGUCAGAAUUUUUUAUGGGCAAGUAGGCUUAGCAAGUAGAUUUCCUGUUCAUGUGAACAACAGUAUUUAUUCACAGGAAGAAGGCAAUUCAAGUAUCUCCUAACCCAUUUUUUUAAUACUUAAGGACUUCAAUAAACUCAGUUAUUUAGCAUAUAACAACCGAUUCAGUAGAGAACAUUGCAUCAGACAUCCAAGUUACCUUUGAGGACCCAGCCGGCAGGGACUGGAUAAUCGCCAAGGCUGACUGGAGUUAGGAGGAAUUUUUUGAGUGUAAUGUCUGUUGGCCAACAAAUAUGUUGUUCUUAGUACUCCAGAACGCUUGGAUAUGAAACCAAGAAAUAUCCAAAAGUAGUCUGAGGUGGGAGGAGGGAGCACCAUUAAAAUCCAACAUCCCCCAGACCUCAGCCAUGUACUCAAUGUAUGGAUACAGGGAACAUCGGACAAUAUGACGUCCACUGCUGUGUGCUACAAUAGGCUACUUUUGAUAGGAAAAUCUUUAAAAUUAUCCCCAAGGGCCUCCACCACCAUAUGUACCGUAUAAAGGCUGAUCUUGUUUGAAGAUUCAUUGUCUUGUGUACAUAAUAGCCUCAUCAUUAAAGCAGGGUGUAAUAUAAACGUGUGAAGUCCUGCGCAAGACUGACGAUCAUUAUAACAGAGUAUCUACAGCAAACUACAGUCUACUGUGGGAUGGCAGUAUGCUUUCUAAUUUAGUCACUAUGAACAAAAAUAAAAUAAUUGUAAAACAGAA